CCGUAGGGAAAGAGACGGAGGAGUGUGGUCUCCUCUCGUUCUUCAACGUCGCCUCUGGGCGCUUACAGAUUUUCCGACCAUGAUGGGUCUCCGCGUGUGCUGCGUUCUUGGCCGCCUCCUCAGGAGAGCUGCAGCGGCAGGCCCUUUCCGCGCCCAGCCAAAUGUGCUUCAAGCGUGUUCAUCUUUUGCUACUGGACCCAGACAGGAAGUUGGCACUUUCUAUGAAUUUCGUACUUAUGACAUUAAGCCAGCAAAAUUAAAGGAGUUCCUUGAAUUGGUCAAUAAAUGUAUUAAGAUUCGUAUGGUUCACUCACAGAUGAUUGGAUUCUGGACAGCUGAAUUUGGGGCAAUGAAUAAGGCGUUUCAUAUUUGGAAAUACGAUAAUUUUGCGGACAGAGCAGCUGUAAGGAAGGCUGUAAUCAAUGAUAAAGAAUGGCAGGAAAAAUUGGCUGCAAUUCUUCCACUUCUGAAUAAACAGCAUAUGGAAAUUGCUUACUUGGUCCCCUGGUGUGAUUUGGGGAUCCCACCAAAAGAGGGGAUGUAUGAGUUGGUGACUUACCAGUUGAAACCAGGUGGACCAGCUUUAUGGGGAAAUUCAUUCAAAGCUGUUAUUGAUGCACAUGUUAGUAAAGGCUAUGCAAAACUGAUUGGUGUUUUCCACACAGAAUAUGGAUUUCUUAAUACAGUUCAUGUGCUUUGGUGGUUUGAGAGUCCGGAUAUCCGGGCAGCUGGAAGGCACAUGGCCCAUGAAGAUGCCAGAGUGGUAGCAGCUGUUCGGGACAGUAUUCAGUUCUUGGAAGCCCAGCAAAACAUGCUUCUGAUUCCUGCAUCGUUUUCACCUUUGAAGUAGUUUUAUUCCAGUUGAAGGACAGCACCGAAAAUUUUUAUUUUCUGCACUCCAACCCUCACUUGCACUUUGUAUCUGUAGAUGCAGAUUGAGUGUAGUUUUGAAUAAUAGUCAUUAUUUGUGGAAAUUCAAGUUAUCCCUCUCAAAUAAAUGCCUUUCUAAUUAUCUGCAUAAAAAUAGAUUCAAACUAUAUGAGCAAAUCAUGACACUUAGUAUGAAAUAUUAGUAUUUGAAUAUUUAGAGCUGAGAAUGAAAAAAUGUGGGAUGGGUUUGAAUUAAUAAUUUCAUCCUGGUGUUACGGUGUUAAAUGUCUUAAUUUACAAAUACAACUAAAAGCAAAUGAUAAAACAUUAUAACUUAAAAGUGCUCAGACUUGUAAAAUGAAUACUAAAAAGUUGAUGUCACAAUAUAUUAAUCAGGGAAUUCUCAUUAUUGUGUAAGUUGCAGUGAGAUCAAGAGAAUGAAGUUUCAGAUAUUACAGCUGAAAUUUAUUUAUUGUUGAGUAUUUGUUGCUGGAUCUGAACUUUCUGUUGUAUUCAUUAUUGCAAUAUUAUGAUUGAGAUUAUUAAAUGCAAAAUUAAAUAGCUUUUCUG
Candoia aspera is the source of this 1440-nucleotide messenger RNA. RefSeq names its product protein NipSnap homolog 3B-like. Gene Ontology annotation, cellular component: mitochondrion. The record is from RefSeq and is a predicted model, not a curated record. The coding region runs from base 80 to 850 and encodes 256 amino acids. The transcript has 6 exons. Lineage: Eukaryota; Metazoa; Chordata; Lepidosauria; Squamata; Candoiidae.